AUGGAUUUUGCACCAAACCGAUAUUACUACUACCAUCCGAAAAAUAAUCAGACUAAGAUUUCAGGAUCUCAACCACCAAACUGCAAGUUAUUUGGAAGCAAGCACAAUAACGGCAGAGAUAAUAUUUACAGCACAUAUUCAAGCGCUAAAAGUGGCAACGGCUACAACAACAAUAACAAUUACAAUCGGGAUCGCUUUACAUCCUCUGCAUCAAGUUCCUCCUCCUCAUUCACCACAUCGACUCAGUUGCAAUCAAAUCGACAGUAUUCAUCACCAUUCUCCUCAUCAACGGUUUCUAAACUGCCUAUAAAUCCAUUCUUAGCAACUUCACCUUUUCUUUUACCUUGCCGGCGCGGGAAGGAAGAGGUUAACAGUAAAAGGAGUAAUGUGUCAAAUAACAACAGCCACAGCAUCAGCAGCGCGCAUUUCAACCAAAGCUUUAAUCAAGCGCCUCUUCAACAUCAUCAACGAAACACUGCAAGCGUAGUUCCUCCACCCUCCUCCACAUCGCCCGCCCUAUCGACCACUGCAGAAACACCAUUUUGCAAUCAUCUAACAGCCGCUGCUGCCGCCGCUGCAGCCCAGAGAACAUUUUUGCACGACUACGAUCGAAAAUUUAGUUUGCUAAGCCUUUUCAAAAAUCCCUAUAAGUAUACAACGGACCGAAGAUCUUCAUCAUUUAGCUCCAGAGUUUGGGGCUCUAAUGAUGUGGUACUGCCUUCAGCGCCGUCAAAUGUUACUUCGAUGCUGACGUCUACGUACAGCAAAAUUUCUCAAGGACCUGCUAGUUCCAACACGAUAUUGCCAUGGAAGAUAAUGUCUUCAGCAUCUCAACCUAACAGUUUGCAUCAAUCGACUAUGAAUCCCACCUUCCAAGAACCAUCGAAUGCCGAGAGUCGCAAGAACGCUUUCAGCAGUAUGGUGAGAAACCAUACGUGUGUAACUGGGAAGGAUGUAUUUGGCGGUUUGCAAGAUCAGACGAAUUAA
Messenger RNA from Rhagoletis pomonella (apple maggot), 987 nucleotides. RefSeq names its product probable serine/threonine-protein kinase DDB_G0277165. Lineage: Eukaryota; Metazoa; Arthropoda; Insecta; Diptera; Tephritidae. The coding region runs from base 1 to 987 and encodes 328 amino acids. The transcript has 3 exons. The record is from RefSeq and is a predicted model, not a curated record.